AUCCUUCACUGAUCAUAGGGGAAAGCAAAUAUCUCCUUUCCUCAUGGGACACAGAACUAGGCAGAACAGGAUCAGGGAGCGACCAAACCUACCAAGGCAGUCUCACUUCUCAAUGACUGGACUGUGUGGGUACUCUGCUCCAGACAUGUGGGGCCUCAGACUCAUCAUGAUACCAGUUGAGCUGCUACUUUGCUACCUCCUGCUGCACCCUGUGGAUGCCACUUCAUAUGGAAAGCAGACAAAUGUCUUGAUGCACUUUCCCUUGUCCUUGGAAUCCCAGACACCCUCCUCAGACCCCUUGUCCUGCCAAUUUCUGCACCCAAAGUCACUGCCUGGUUUCAGCCACAUGGCCCCUCUACCCAAGUUCUUGGUAAGCCUGGCUCUAAGGAAUGCCCUGGAGGAAGCUGGUUGCCAGGCUGAUAUUUGGGCUCUACAGCUACAGCUCUACCGCCAGGGUGGUGUGAAUGCUACACAGGUCCUCAUCCAGCAUCUUCGAGGGCUCCAGAAAGGCAGAAGCACAGAGAGGAACGUGUCAGUGGAAGCCCUGGCCUCUGCUCUGCAGCUGUUAGCCAGGGAGCAGCGAAGCACAGGAAGGGUCGGGCGCUCCCUCCCCACAGAGGACUGUGAGAAUGAGAAGGAGCAAGGUGUGCACAAUGUCGUCCAGCUGCUGCCAGGAGUGGGAACCUUCUACAACCUGGGCACAGCUUUGUAUUAUGCUACUCAAAACUGCCUGGGCAAGGCCAGGGAACGAGGCCGAGAUGGGGCCAUAGAUCUGGGAUAUGACCUUUUGAUGACCAUGGCUGGGAUGUCAGGGGGGCCUAUGGGUCUAGCGAUCAGUGCUGCACUUAAACCUGCAUUAAGGUCUGGGGUUCAGCAGUUGAUCCAGUAUUACCAAGAUCAGAAAGACGCAAACAUCUCUCAGCCAGAGACCACCAAGGAGGGUUUGAGGGCCAUCUCAGAUGUGAGUGACUUGGAAGAAACAACUACCCUGGCUUCUUUCAUAUCAGAAGUAGUAAGUUCAGCUCCCUACUGGGGGUGGGCCAUAAUCAAGAGCUAUGACUUAGAUCCCGGGGCUGGGAGUCUUGAGAUAUAAAAGAAUGUGGUAACCACAGAAUUAAUAACUGUACUAUCCUGAAAAGCUAUAUACAUGUCUUCAAAAUUUUAAUCUCUGAUUUAUCCAGGAGGAAGGCUGUACAGUAAAACGUAGGAACGUAAAUGUUUGGGGGUUGAAGUCAGAGGGUUUGGUUUUGAAUCUAGGCUCCACUUGUUACAGCCUCGGUGAUCACUGACUAGUAACUUCUUUCUUGAACUAAGAUCAGUUUUUAAAUUUCUAAAGGAGAUAGAAUGAUUUUAACCUCAAUGAGUUGCCCUGUAAAUUUAAAAUGAUACAAUGAAUCUAAAAUGCUUAUCACAGUACUCUCAAUAAAUAGCUAUUAGCCAGGUGCGGUGGCUCACGCCUGUAAUCCCAGCACUGUGAGAGGCCGAGGGAGAGGAUCACCUGAGGUCAGGAGUUCAAGAUCAGCCUGGGCAACAUGGCGAAACCCCGUCUCUACAAUAAAUACGAAAAAUUAUCCUGGCGGAGUUAUGCAGGCUUGUAGUCCCAACUACCUGGGAGGCUGAGGCGGGAGAAUCACCUGAGCCCGGGAGGUCGAGGCUGCAGCGAGCCGAGAUCGCCCCACUGCAUUCCAGCCUGGGUGACAUAGCGAGACCAUGUCUCAAAAAAUAAAAAAUAAAAAUUGUUUUCAUUA
Messenger RNA from Pongo pygmaeus (Bornean orangutan), 1748 nucleotides. RefSeq names its product apolipoprotein F (gene APOF). NCBI's taxonomy places the organism in Eukaryota, Metazoa, Chordata, Mammalia, Primates, Hominidae. The record is from RefSeq and is a predicted model, not a curated record. Gene Ontology annotation, biological process: cholesterol metabolic process. The transcript has 2 exons. Bases 44 to 1093 code for a protein of 349 amino acids.